UGUGGUGCACCCACGUAUGUCGCAUACGCGCAUAGCCCCUGCGGCGUAUAGUUGGAACACCAUCGCAAGAGCUUCAGCGCAAAGCUAGUCUUUGCUAUCGCCGUCAGUGCUUCACCCUUUCGCCGAAGCUGCCAGAUUUUUUUUUACACUCAGCGCCCUCGGAGAUAAAAAAAAAACAUGAGUCAUCCAAAUAAAAGUAACUGUGCCCUAACGACCGGCUUCCUUUGCACAGGAGCCCCAGCAACCACCGUCGUGGUCCCUCGAAUCCUGGAAGAACGGAGUGACAGCGGAGAACUGGUUGUGGCCAUCCGUGCUGGUUGGACUUUGGCUCUGAGGAAAGUGUCCGUGCUGCGGGAACAUCUAGAAGUCACGACGCUCGAGGAACAUGAGAAAAGAGUUCAUUACUGGCUGCAGUUUACUCCCCGCACCCUCCUGGCGGUGCAAGGCGAGCGCAAGGCAGCGCUGCGGGCUACCAUUGUGUUCCUGCCGCCAAAGAAGGCGCCGCUACUCCUAUUUUCAUGUGAGAAACCCCUGCGUGUCCCAUCGACUGCCAUUGCCGGAGCUGUAGCAGACGAGCCGCCUUCCCACGUGGAUGUGGGGUCAUUGGUUUGA
Messenger RNA from Dermacentor andersoni, 612 nucleotides. NCBI's taxonomy places the organism in Eukaryota, Metazoa, Arthropoda, Arachnida, Ixodida, Ixodidae. The record is from RefSeq and is a predicted model, not a curated record.